This is a messenger RNA of Tachysurus vachellii, 588 nucleotides long. RefSeq lists its product as uncharacterized. The transcript has 4 exons. The coding region runs from base 1 to 588 and encodes 195 amino acids. NCBI's taxonomy places the organism in Eukaryota, Metazoa, Chordata, Actinopteri, Siluriformes, Bagridae. The record is from RefSeq and is a predicted model, not a curated record.
AUGGAGGGACAGGGACAGGGUCAGGGACAGGGUCAGGGACAGGGUCCGGGACAGGGACAGGGUCCGGGACAGGGACAGGGACAGGGACAGGGUCCGGGACAGGGACAGAAUCCAGCCAAGGCGGCGGAGUGUCUGAUCGAACUGAACCGGAUCAUUGAGACGCAGCACGCGCUCCUGGAGAGGCAGAAGACUCGGAUCACGGAGCUCCAGCUGCAGGUCGCCGAACUGCGCAGCCGCAACGCGCGCGUGCACGAGGAGUACAAAAGACACCUGCGCACGUGCAGCCUGCAGCAGCAUCAACACAAUAAUAACCACAACAUCAGCAGCGCUUUAACAGCCAUCCGGGAGAAACCUGAGUAUAACGGCAUCCCGAAGAUGGUCAGGAGACACGACUCACUUCCUGUGGAAACCUCCAGCAGCACCAUGUCAUCGUUAUACAGGGGAUCAUUACCGUGUCGUCAGUGGAAAUCCGCUUCCUUCAGACAUUCGGUGGGUCAGAAGAGAAAAGGGCACGUUGGUCCUUGUGCCGCUCUCCUUUUUACCUUUGUGGAGGUGCUGUGCCCCACGCCACGCUCUCCUUCAGGAUGA